AUGAAGUUUUCUCUUGCCCUUUUUGCCGCUGCUUCCGCUGAGCUCCCACAGGAGUUCUAUGAACGUCGACUAGUCAUCGUCUCCCACUUUGAAAGACUUAGAGACGCAACACUCGAUCUUGCCAAUAACAAGAAGGAUGCAAGAUACUACAACAAGUUUAACGACUGGCUUGUUUUCAUUGAUGGUGCCAGAAACGAGGACGGCACUCGAUGCGGCGAGGAAGUCGAUGAUGCCGAUGACAUUCAAGUCUUCAGCGCCGAUGACUACUGCAAGUUGAAUUCUCAGCUGAACUCCGCCAUGUCCUCUCUUGCUCGACAAUGGGCUUGCAAUGGCCGAGGUAACGUUGCCCGACAGGCCGUUCGACGACUCAAGAAGCUCAAAAACCAGUACGCCCGACGACACUGCGCAUAA
Oikopleura dioica is the source of this 411-nucleotide messenger RNA. Lineage: Eukaryota; Metazoa; Chordata; Appendicularia; Copelata; Oikopleuridae. The record is from the annotation of a GenBank genome assembly.